AUGGAGGUGGUAGUGAAGAAGCAUGAGCUCGUCCGGCAGCUCCAGUUCCCUCCGGGCUUCCGCUUCGUGCCGACGAAGGAGGAGCUCAUCGACGUCUACCUCCGCUGCAAGAUCGAGGGCCGGAAGCCGCCUCUCGACGUCGUGAACGAGGUCAUCAUACUCGAAUGGCAGCCCGGAAGACUCGUCGAGGCGUACAAAGGCUACGGGGAGCACAAGUGGUACUUCUUCACGGCGAGGGAGCCGUCGUCGUCGAACAAGGAGAAGGAGCCGAACCGGAAGGUGCGGGUGCCGGGCGUCAACGCGACAUGGAAGGCGACGGGGAGCGUGAUGAACAUCCGCAGGAAAGGCAAGGACGACAAGGUGGUCAUUGGGACCAAGAGGGUCCUCAUCUACCACUCCAGCGAUGCUGAUGAGGACGGCAAGUGGACCAUGCACGAGUACGUCUCCAAAGAGCACUCCGAGAUAGGGCAGUAUUCCCUGUGCUCGAUACAGAGGAAGCAGCACUCGGAGACAGAGGACAGCGCCGGCGAAGCCAGCGGAAGCAGCAAGCCCAAGAGGAAAACCACCAACAUGGAGACCGCCAAGACGACAAAGAGAAAGAAGGAGGCUUCAACGCAAGCGGAAGGAGCGCAGCAACAGCAGAAGCAAGAGAAAACACCCCGUGUGCCCCGGAAGACCUCGAAGAGAAAGAACAUGGCGGCUUCAACGCAAGCUGAAAGAGCGCAGCAGCAGCAGCAGCAAGAGAUGACACUUCAUAAUAAUGUACCCGCCGAGCCGCCAUUGACGCUGCCCGAGCAAGCUCACCAGAUGCUGCAGCAAGAACAGCCGUCGUUGGGGUUCCAUCAGACGAUCCCCCCCGCCGUGCCACUGCAGGGAUACCCUCACCCAGAUGGAAUCCCUCAGCUUGGAGUUUAUACGCCGAUGCAUGCAGGACACGCACUCGCGCGCAGCUUCCAGUGCAGCGACAUGGCCCAGAUCCUCAUGCAGAACCAUCCCGCGCUCUGGAACCAGUGGCAGCAGCCACGGAGUUUCACCGGGAGUCCGUUCAUCUCACCGGACGGCAACGUUGAGAACGUUCAGUACCAGGUCUACCAACAAUGUGAGAAUUACGAUGGGUUUGGAGCACCGGACCAGCGUCUUCACACAGGGCAGCACCUGGGCCAAAAUCUUGAUGUCUUCUCGAGCGAUAUCACACAAGACAGCAGCAACAUUGAGUAUGGACCGUAUGGUGGGUAUCAGCUCUACCAGCAAGAGAAUAUCGGUGCUCAAUAUUACGAGCAGCAGGGGCAUGGCGAUGGCGGUGUGUUUGCACAGACAGGCACAGGCCAUGGUUCAUCAGCUGACGGACAGUUCGCCGAGAGAUUAGCUGAGGAUGAUGAUGAUGUUGCUAUUGCUACCAAGCAGGGUGACGAUAAUGUGGCGUUUCCUGCUGAUGAAUUCUCUAUGGAAUCAUUCGUUGAUAGCUUACUGGUUAAUGAUGAUCCUCAAGACAAGGUGGACAGCAAUGGAGCCUUGCAGAGUCAGCAUGAGCUCCACUGGUCCACAGGCCCUGUGGACAACAGCAGCAUACUGCCAAUGGCCACGUGUGCAGUGGGCCCUCCUCUAGCUGUGAAGUCUGUCCGUGCAUGA
Molecule: messenger RNA, 1629 nt
Organism: Phragmites australis (common reed)
Lineage: Eukaryota; Viridiplantae; Streptophyta; Magnoliopsida; Poales; Poaceae
Exons: 3
Coding region: 1-1629 (542 amino acids)
Biological process (GO): regulation of DNA-templated transcription
Molecular function (GO): DNA binding
Source: RefSeq, a predicted model, not a curated record